CGUGUAAGAACAUUCACGUUUUUUGUAGGUUACACUAUUCAUAAAUAGGGCAGCUCAAGCCCUAAUUAUUAUCAAUUGAAGUGGAACUUUUAUUUUUCGAAUGAAAUUGAUCAUCUUUGUGGAUUUUAACUUCUUUCCUUUUGAUGUGACGACCCAGAGUAAGAGCUGAAAUAUAGGGAGCAGCACGUUUAGCUAGCAAUGUAGUACAUUCCAGAGCUUUUAGAAUUAGUUACGUAUUUUAGCUCAUUUCAUUUCGACCCCUGUAUUUCCUUUAUUUUCUUUUUGCAUUUUAGUCCCUUGUUCAGUUAGAAGGGGGUUAUAUGUAGCUCAAUUGGCAUUGAGCAAAUCAUCAUUAUGAAAUAUCAAUCUUCUCUUUUCUUAGCUUAGUUUUCCUUAAAUUUCCGCUUCUGUUAAUCUCAGAUUACAUCACUUUUGUUCCUCGUUCAUAAAAAAAUUGAUAGUCUUUGUGGAUUUCAUCGGUUGAAAAUGGUUAAGAAGUACAAAUAGUGACAAGAUUUGCAGAUUGAAAUUUGAUGAUGAGGUUAUAAAGGGAAGAAGUUCAAGUGAGGCGAAGUGGUAUUUCAAUAGCUUGUUCCUCAUUCAUGAGAAGUUGAUCAUCCACUCUUCAAAUUUUGCAUUUCUGUGUCACCUUUUUGUUCUUCUCGGUCAUUUUCUUGCAUGACCUCUUUUUGAGAAGCUUCAAUAGCUUGUUCAUCAUUCAUAAGAAAUUGAUCAUCAUCUUUGUGGAUUUCAAUUUCUUUCUAUUGUUCUUAACUCAUAAAAAAUGAUCAUCCACAAAUCUUUGUGGAUUUCAUUAGUUGAAAUCUUUAGAUGGUUUCAUUCAUCACCAUCAAAAAUUAGAUCAAGCUCAUUUAAUAUAUAUCGUUAUAUCAUCAUAAUUAUCCAUCACUUUGCAAUUAGCUAGCUAGAGGGUAAGAAUUUAAGAAUAAAAAAUCAAACUUUUUCAACAAAUAAAGGCUAAUAAAAUAUUAAUUUGAAAGUUUAGUGGUGUUUUUGCAAGGUUGUUCUUUUAUACUCCCUCCAGAUAAAAAAAAAAAAAAUGUCCACUUAGCAUUUUUUUAAUCAAAAAGGGUGCUCACUUAUCAAAUUAAGAAAUAUAUAUAUUUUUUUUUUAAAUUUGCCCCUAUUAAGCGUUACGUGAUUAAAUUUCAAUACAUAUGUAAUUAUGGGCAGUAUAGUCAAUUAUCUUUUUUUAACUAGAAAUUAGCAUUUUCUUAAGGGGUGUGCAAAUGAAUAAAUAAACUUUUUUUUUUUACUCGAAAGGAGUAAUUAAUUUGGGCAAUUUGCAGGAUUGCCCUUCGUUGGAGGUGGUCUUUAAUUUUUACCCCUCAAAAUGGUGGUCUUUAAAAUUUGCCCUUCAGGCAGAAUUUACAUAGGCAGAUUUGUAAAAAUUCUGCCUAGCGAAAUUUUAGCUUGCGAUUUUUUUUUUUUAGUUGAGCUGAGGUUCGAACCCACAACGUCAGGGCGUUAGGCGAAGGGCAAUACUUAAUGACCACCUAUUUGAAGGACAAAAAUUAAAAACCACCCCAAAUUAAGGGCAAUCCGCGCAAAAAAAAGAUUAUUAAAAUAAUCAAACCAAAUGAUUCAAAGACAAAAAUGGAAGUAGUGGUUUUUCUAUUUGUUUAAGCCAAACAAUGGGCUGAUUCAAAAUCCAUGUCCUUUUCUUUUCUUGAAAUAAAACAAAACAAAACAAAAACCCUAGAAAAUAACGCUCCCCUUUAUUGCGGAAAAAAGGGGGAAAAAUAAAUAAAAAGAAUUACAUAUAAAAAGGAAAAAACGUGGUUCAAUCGAACUGUUCAUCUACCUCGGCUAACACAAACCCUCACUGUCACAAAUUACGAGAAAACAUUGCUGUUUUGAUUUUCAGGAAUAUUCCAACUUCAUAGUAUGCUUCAAGUGUUCCAAAUUGCUCCAACGCCUUUGGUCUGAUUAAACAGUACAGAUGAUUGUUAUCGUUGUGGAGAAAUGAUCUUAGUGGAAAAUUGUGUUAUUAUUUCUGAAGGCAACGAGGUCUCAGAGGCAUCUAAAAUGAGCAAUUUAACUGGUGUAAAGACUGAAACCAAUUUGCUAAAUCAAUCGGAAGUUGUUCUAUGUCAAGAUUUAAAUGGAAGAUUGAACGGGGAUGGCUCUGCAGCUGUUUGUGAUUAUACUUGUCAUAAUGAUGGACACUCUGGGGAGGUGUCACAACUUUCUGCAAGAGACUCAGACGGGAUCUCCGGUUUGAACGCUGAUCCAGCUGCUAUAACUAAAAGUGCUAAGCGCGAAAAUGAUAUGACCUUGGAGGAUAUGUACAAUGCUCGGUACAAUUUUGAGGAGGAGGAUGAUGACAGUGACUGGGAACCAUCAGAAAAGCAAAUAGAAGUUCUGAAGUGGUUCUGUGUCAAUUGUACAAUGGUUAAUGUCGAGGAUGUUGGCAAUUGUGAAAUAUGCGGAGAACAUAGAGAAUCUGGGAUACUCAGGCAUGGAUUUUUUGCAUCUCCAUAUCUGCCUGUAGAGGAUGUCAACCAAGAGGAGUUGCCUGUAACUGAAAAUUCUGAAGAUUUGUGCAAGCAAAGUUCUUUAUCAUCCUCCACUGCUGUAGGGUUCGAUGAGAGGAUGUUGCUUCAUGCAGAAGUUGUAAUGAAGUCUCAUCCACAUCCUGAGAGACCAGACCGCCUUCGAGCCAUUGCAGCUAGCCUUGCUACAGAAGGUAUAUUCCCCGGGAAGUGCUAUCCCAUUCCUGCCAGAGAAAUUACAAGGGAAGAACUCCAGAUGGUCCACUCCGUGGAGAAUAUUGAAGCCGUUGAUAUCACUAGGCGUAUGCUUGCCAGUUAUUUUACACCUGAUACAUAUGCAAAUGAACAUUCAGCAUGUGCUGCAAGGCUUGCAGCAGGUUUAUGUGCUGACCUUGCUUCAGCAAUUUACUCUGGACGUGUCAAAAAUGGUUUUGCUCUGGUUCGUCCUCCUGGACACCAUGCUGGUGUGAAACAGGCCAUGGGCUUCUGCCUCCACAACAAUGCAGCAAUUGCUGCAUCAGCAGCUGAGGCUGCUGGUGCGAAGAAAGUGUUAAUAGUCGAUUGGGAUGUUCAUCAUGGGAAUGGCACACAGGAAAUAUUUGAGAGAAGCAAAUCGGUUUUGUAUAUAUCAUUGCACAGACAUGAGGAUGGACGAUUCUAUCCUGGUACAGGAGCUGCUGAUGAGGUCGGUUCUAUGGGUGCAGAAGGAUACUGUGUGAAUAUUCCUUGGAGUCGUGGAGGAGUGGGUGACAAGGAUUACAUUUUUGCAUUUGAGCAAGUCGUGCUUCCUAUAGCUUUGGACUUCAAUCCAGACUUUAUUAUCAUUUCAGCAGGAUUUGAUGCUGCUAGGGGUGAUCCCCUUGGAUGCUGUGAUGUAACUCCUGCUGGUUAUGCAUCAAUGACUCAAAUGUUGAGUGCAUUGUCAGGUGGAAAAUUGCUUGUUAUUCUUGAGGGCGGCUACAAUCUUCGUUCAAUCUCAUCAUCAGCUACAGCAGUGAUUAAGGUAUUGCUUGGUGAAAGUCCUGUGAUUGACCUAGACAAUAAUGUACCUACCAAAGCUGGAUUGCGAAGUGUUUUGGAUGUUCUAAAGAUUCAGAUGAACUUCUGGCCUACGCUGGAGACAAACUUCACCAAAUUGUAUUCGAAAUGGGGAUCCUAUGCUUUACAGGACACAAGAAAACAGAGUAAAAAAAGACGCAGGACUGGUGUACCAAUAUGGUGGAGAUGGGGGCGAAAGAGUUUGUUAUAUCACGUACUGUCCAAGCAAUUGCGUGCAAGAUCCUGUUGUAAUUACUCUUGUAGAUGUUGAUUCGUAAAAUUCAGGCAUUAUGUCCAGACCAUGCUCCUGUUUUGUUAACUGGCCUUACUGUUUCUUGUUCUUGUUUUGUUUAGUCAUUGUACCUCGAUCUAAUCAUUCCCUGGACGUACUCGGAUAGUAGUUGCAUUUUGCAGUGUUCUUAUCUUAAUAUUGUCUAAUUUUCUAAUUCA
Messenger RNA from Lycium barbarum (goji berry), 4004 nucleotides. RefSeq names its product histone deacetylase 15. The transcript is spliced from 18 exons. The coding region runs from base 1987 to 3825 and encodes 612 amino acids. NCBI's taxonomy places the organism in Eukaryota, Viridiplantae, Streptophyta, Magnoliopsida, Solanales, Solanaceae. Gene Ontology annotation, cellular component: histone deacetylase complex. The record is from RefSeq and is a predicted model, not a curated record. Gene Ontology annotation, biological process: chromatin organization. Gene Ontology annotation, molecular function: histone deacetylase activity.